AUGGUGAAAAAAGCUAUUGAUUCGAGAAUUCCUGCCCUGGUGAGGAAUGGUGUUCAGACGAACCAAAGGUCAUUUUUCGUCAUCAUUGGUGAUAGGGCUCGUAACCAGUUGCCAAAUUUGCAUUAUCUUAUGAUGAGUGCUGACCUCAAGAUGAACAAGUCUGUUCUUUGGGCCUACAAGAAGAAAUUGCUGGGGUUUACUUCGCAUAGAAAGAAAAGAGAGGCCAAGAUAAAGAAAGAGAUCAAGAGAGGUACUAGAGAGGCUAAUGAUCAAGAUCCAUUCGAGAGUUUCAUUUCCAAUCAAAAUAUCAGGUACGUUUACUACAAAGAGACUGAAAAGAUUCUGGGUAAUACGUACGGUAUGUGUAUCCUGCAGGAUUUUGAAGCUUUGACGCCCAAUCUUUUGGCAAGAACAAUCGAAACAGUUGAAGGUGGUGGUAUCGUUGUCAUUCUUUUAAAGUCUAUGUCUUCUUUGAAGCAGUUGUACACUAUGACUAUGGAUGUGCACUCCCGUUACCGUACAGAAGCCCAUAAUGAUGUGGUUGCAAGAUUCAAUGAAAGAUUUAUCUUGUCUCUUGGGUCAAAUGAGAACUGUUUAGUUGUCGAUGAUGAAUUGAAUGUGCUGCCCAUCUCCGGUGGUAAAAAUGUGGUUGCUUUGCCACCUAAGGAUGAAGACGAAACAACCCCUCAAGUGGCAGAACUGAAUGGCUUAAAGGAAUCAUUACAGGAUGUACAGCCUGCUGGCUCUUUGGUCGCACUAUCCAAAACGGUCAAUCAGGCUCAUGCGAUCCUGUCCUUUAUCGAUGUUAUAACGGAAAAGACAUUGGAUACUACGGUUGCACUGACAGCUGGUAGAGGUAGAGGUAAAUCUGCUGCCUUAGGUAUCGCAAUUGCAGCUGCAGUGUCUCAAGGUUACUCAAAUAUCUUCGUCACUUCUCCUUCGCCAGAAAAUUUGAAGACUCUUUUCGACUUCAUUUUCAGAGGUUUCGAUGCUUUGGGUUACCAGGAACACAUUGAUUACGACAUCAUUCAAUCAACUAAUCCAGAUUUCAAUAAAGCCAUUGUGAGAGUUGAUAUUAAGAGAGAUCACAGGCAGACCAUUCAAUACAUUGUACCCCAGGACAAUCAUGUACUUGGUCAAGCGGAAUUAGUUGUUAUUGAUGAGGCUGCAGCAAUUCCUUUGCAAAUUGUCAAGAACUUGCUAGGUCCUUACCUAAUCUUCAUGGCAUCGACGAUUAACGGUUACGAAGGUACAGGUAGAUCGUUGUCCCUGAAACUGAUACAACAAUUGCGUAACAAGGCAAAUUCAAGCGGCCGUGAAGGAUCUCAAACAGAAAUUACAUCGAGAGAUAAUAAGCAGCAAGUCGGUGUCCGUUCUGGCGGGCGUCAACUGCGUGAAAUUCUACUGGAUGAACCAAUUAGGUACGCACCAGGCGACCCAGUUGAAAAAUGGUUAAACAAACUACUGUGUCUAGACGUCACUCUAAUAAAGAAUCCUAGAUUCGCUGCUAGGGGUACUCCACAUCCUUCGCAGUGUAACUUGUUCAUUGUCAACAGAGACACUUUAUUCUCAUAUCAUCCGGUGUCAGAAUCGUUCUUGGAGAAGAUGAUGGCACUUUACGUGGCAUCUCAUUAUAAGAACUCUCCUAACGAUUUGCAGUUGAUGAGUGAUGCUCCAGCGCAUCAAUUGUUUGUUUUACUCCCACCAAUUGAUCCCAAAGACGGCGGUAGAAUCCCAGAUCCUUUGUGUGUGAUUCAAGUAGCGCUAGAAGGUGAGAUAUCAAAGGAUAAUGUUAGAAAUUCUCUUGCCCGCGGUCAAAGAGCUGGCGGUGACCUGAUUCCAUGGUUAGUGUCUCAGCAAUUUCAAGAUGAGGAGUUUGCUGGUAUGAGUGGUGCUCGUGUGGUAAGAAUCGCUACCAAUCCCGAGUAUUCAUCCAUGGGUUACGGUUCUCGUGCCAUUCAGCUACUUCGGGACUAUUUCGAAGGAAAGUUCACUGACAUGUCCGAGGAUUCCAAACCAAGAGACUUCUCAAUUAAGAGAAUCAGUGACAGAGAGCUUGAAAAAUCCAAUUUAUUGAAGGACGAAGUUAAACUAAGAGACGCGAAAUCUUUACCACCUCUACUCCUAAAGCUUUCAGAGCAACUACCAAACUUCCUUCAUUACCUGGGUGUUUCCUAUGGUUUAACUCAAUCUCUGCUGAAAUUCUGGAAGAAUAACAAGUUUAUCCCAGUUUAUCUACGUCAAACAGCAAACGACUUGACAGGCGAGCACAGUUGUGUUAUGUUAAACGUUUUAGAAGGUAGAGAAUCUAACUGGCUAGCAGAUUUUGCCAAAGAUUUCCACAAGAGAUUCUUAUCAUUGCUGUCUUACGAUUUCCAUAAGUUCACUGCCGUCCACUCACUGAGUGUCAUAGAGAGCGCCAAGAAAGCGCAAGAUUUGUCAAUCACAGAUUGGGAUUCUCAUGAAUUGACAAAAGAGCAGCUAGAUGACGUCUUUUCUCCUUUUGAUUUGAAAAGAUUGGACAGUUACGCCAACAACCUGUUGGACUACCACGUUAUCGUUGACAUGUUGCCUUCAUUGGCUGCACUAUACUUUAUGGGCAAGAUGGGCUCCUCCGUCAGCCUGUCUAGCGUUCAAAGUGCCAUCCUACUUGCUAUCGGUCUGCAACAUAAGGACAUCGACGCUAUAAGCAAAGAACUGAAUAUUCCAGCCAACCAAGCGAUUGCCAUGUUUGCUAAGAUCAUGAGAAAGAUGUCAGUGUUUUUCCGUCAAUUACAAAGAGACUCCAUUGCACAGGCAAUGCCAGCUAUAGAGGACGAAGAAGUGGCUGAGAUGAAUGGUAACGCGUUGAAGAGCUACGACGCUGCGGAAACGCUCGACCAGAUGGAUAAGGAUUUAGAAGAAGCAGGAUCUGAAGCCAUUAGUGCCAUGAAGGAAAAGCAGAAGGAAUUGAUCAAUUCCCUGAACUUGGACAAAUACGCAAUCGACGAAAAUAACGAGGACUGGAAAGAUUCUACGAAUAGUCUAGAGAAAGCUGCCAAAUCCAACGGAGUUGUUAGCGUAAAGACAGGUAAAAAAGAAAGACAGAAAAUGCCCAGGAUAUUUAUAAUGAUGAGAUGA
Messenger RNA from Torulaspora delbrueckii, 3120 nucleotides. RefSeq names its product ribosome biosynthesis protein KRE33 (gene KRE33). Gene Ontology annotation, cellular component: 90S preribosome; nucleolus. Gene Ontology annotation, biological process: rRNA acetylation involved in maturation of SSU-rRNA. Bases 1 to 3120 code for a protein of 1039 amino acids. NCBI's taxonomy places the organism in Eukaryota, Fungi, Ascomycota, Saccharomycetes, Saccharomycetales, Saccharomycetaceae. Gene Ontology annotation, molecular function: 18S rRNA cytidine N-acetyltransferase activity; tRNA binding; ATP binding. The transcript has a single exon. The record is from RefSeq and is a predicted model, not a curated record.